UCAUUAUUACCCUCGACUUCUAAGUCCCAAAAGAAAGGCCUAAGAGUCAUCCCAUCACAAGUUACUCUUACAAGACCUUACAACACGUGUUUGUUUUUACCGCAUAUCCAAAUUUUUAAAUAUGAAGAGGCUAUAUCAUCAUUUAUCAUUCAUUUUGAUGAAUGUUCCCAAGCUCAACAAACACCCAAACUAUAUCACACAUGGCUACCCAGUUCUUAAUAAUAUCAGGAUCAGGUUAACAUCCACGGUCACUCCUAGCUUUGAAAUAAAGCGCUGCAAUUUCUUCAUCUCAAAGCUAUGUAAGGAAGGAAAGAUCAACGAAGCACGCAAGGUGUUUGAAGAAAUGUCUGAUAGGGAUGUUUGUUUGUGGACUACAAUGAUAAGUGGGUAUAUCAAGGGUGGCAUGAUUAAGGAAGCUAGGAAGCUGUUUGAUAGAUCGGAUGCGGAGAAGAAUGUGAUUGUUUGGACUGCUAUGGUUAGUGGGUACGUCAAGUUGAAUCAAAUUGAGGAGGCUGAAAGGUUGUUUUACGAGAUGCCGAUUAGGAAUGUUGUGUCUUGGAAUACCAUGAUUGAUGGGUAUGCUCGGAAUGGUCGAACUGAACAGGCUUUGGAUUUGUUUAGAAGAAUGCCGGAGAGGAAUGUGGUUUCUUGGAAUAUCAUAAUGACGGCCUUGGCGCAUUCAGGGAGGAUUGAGGAUGCGGAAAGGCUUUUUGAUAAGAUGCGGGAAAGGGAUGUGGUUUCAUGGACUACUAUGGUUGCGGGUUUGUCAAAGAAUGGGAGAAUUGAUGAUGCGCGGGAACUUUUUGAUAGGAUGCCGAUUCGUAAUGUGGUUUCUUGGAAUGCAAUGAUUGCGGGUUAUGCGCAGAAUGGGAGGUUGGAUGAGGCUUUAAAGUUGUUUGAGAGAAUGCCUCAGAGGGAUAUGCCUUCAUGGAAUACAAUGGUUACAGGUUUUAUUCAAAAUGGAGACUUGAAUAGGGCAGAGAAGUUAUUUGAUGCAAUGCCACAAAAGAAUAUCAUUACUUGGACUGCUAUGAUGACAGGGUAUAUACAACAUGGUCUAAGUGAAGAAGCAUUGAAAAUAUUUAACAAAAUGCAAGCUAAUAAUGGAUUAAAACCAGCCACCGGAACUUUUGUGACUGUUUUAGGUGCUUGUAGUGACUUGGCAGGUCUUAUCGAAGGACAACAAAUCCAUCAAAUGAUUAGUAAAACAGUUUUUCAGGAGAGCACACAAGUGGUAUCAGCGCUGAUAAAUAUGUACUCAAAAUGUGGGGAGUUGCAUGUUGCUAGGAAGAUGUUUGACGAUGGAUUAUCCAGCCACAUGGAUUUGAUAUCUUGGAAUGGUAUGAUUGCUGCCUAUGCACACCAUGGAUAUGCAAAUGAAGCAAUAAUUCUAUUCAAUAAAAUGCAAGAAUUAGGUUUCCAACCCAAUGAUGUCACCUUUGUUGGACUUCUCACAGCUUGUAGUCAUGCCGGUUUAGUUGACGAGGGACUUAAAUACUUUGAUGAGCUUUUCAAAAACCGAUAUAUACAAGUAAGAGAAGAUCACUAUACUUGUCUGAUUGAUCUUUGUGGUCGUGCGGGAAGGCUGAAAGAAGCUUUCAAUAUCAUUGAGGGACUUGGGAAAGAGGCAUCAUUAUCUGUUUGGGGUGCACUCCUAGCUGGAUGUAACAUGCAUGGGAACACUGAUAUUGGGAAACUCGUAGCUGAUAAAGUUUUGAAAAUCGAACCAGAAAAUGCAGGCACCUAUUCAUUACUCUCAAAUAUGUAUGCUUCUGUAGGGAAGUGGAAAGAAGCUGCCAAUGUUAGAAUGAAGAUGAAAGACAAAGGGUUAAAGAAGCAGCCAGGUUGUAGUUGGAUUGAAGUCGGAAAUACAGUGCAAGUAUUUGUAGUCGGUGAUAAAUCACAUUCUCAAUCUGAGGAUCUAGGAUAUUUACUUCUUGACUUGCAUACAAAAAUGAAGAAGGCCGGGGACAUGCCAGAUGAUGAUUUGUUGGUUGAUGUGGAAAUUUAAUAGUAUAAAAUAUAAAUCCUUGUUGGUUAUAGCUUGAAUUAUGCAGUGCAGUUGAAAUGUGGCAAAGUUUACUACCGCUGCUGAGUAAUUCAAGUGAAAUUAGUUGCCACUUUUUGAUUGCUUGGUGGCUUUGUGUGAGAUAAUAUGAUGUAGGAGGGAGCAAAGAGUUCAGAAUUUAAAGGCUUCAUUGGCAUACUCAUAUACUCGGUCUUGUAGUUGUUGCCCAAAACGUGCUUUGUUAGAUGAAACAACUGUGCUAUUGAAUCAGUUUAUGGAAAGCACGGGUUGUUUCUAAGUGGGCUGAUUUCAAGCAAAACAUUUGAAGAUGCAACACCAUCUUGUCCCGUCCAUUGCAUUUUGUAAGUGUAUUUACCAUUAUGCGUUUGGCUUCACACGUUUGGAAUCACUAAAAUACAUAUAUUGCUAAAUUAAAAGAGAUGCUAGCAUGUUUUUAUUGGCUGAGUUUCAAAAAGUUUUGUGAGAGUCGGAUCUGAUAUUCGAAAUGCAUCUUAUUAACUAUACUAAUCAAUCCUUCAUUCCUUGCAAGGUUGUUGAUAAUUCUUUAUUUGUUUCAAGAAGGAUAUUUGUUGAUAGUCGUUUUUCUUCUGCUUUUUUCAUCUUAAUUGUCCGACAACUGUUUACUAUAUUCGUUUUAUAUGGUAUGCUCUUAAUUGUACAUAUUUUAAAAUUUUCAUUUAUUUACAACUUAUCCACGCGGAGUUAUCAUGUUUAAGAAACAGCAAAGUAAAGGACUCACACAGUACUGAAAUCCUAUGAUCUAGUUAUUUGCCACUUCAGAAUCAUAUCUUGUGGCCUAAGAUUCUUGCAGAUUUCACUAUGAUCUUGCAAAUGUUGUUUGGUGGUAUCCUUUGAGUGUUUGACUUAUGCACAGAUUAAAGAUUGUGUUAAUUGCUUUUGGAUUUCUCUGUUAAGCAAGGACAGGAUGAUUCUCUAUGGACAGGAUGAUUUCUCUGGAACAGAGGGCUAAAAUUUUUACCUUCUAGUUAUUUGAGGAUAAAAUGGUGUGUUGGAUUCAUGACGAAUUGUUUCAUGUUAAUUGGCUCUUAUCUGUUUGCUCACUUUGAUUUGAUUUUAACAAGAUUAAUUUCUCUUCCAUGAUUUGUUGGAAAUUCUUUUCUUUUUCUUCUUAGAAUAAUCCACCUUGUUGCAAUCAUUCUGUCUUCUAUGAGUGAAGUAACUCAAGGAGUUAAAGGUGAAGCUAGUUGAGGUACAUAGAUUACAAGAAGCUACAUAAAAAAACUACGGGCCGGUGUCAGAGGUGCUAGAGAGGUGACGAUCAAUCGUGAAGAUGGAGUUGUGACCACGAUGAAUCAAAAACUGAGUUCAAACAAAUUAAUGGCAAAGUGACAGAAAACAGUUUAGGAGAAAUUGACUUUGUAGAAGAGGAGAGGUGCAGAGAAUGAAGCAAGUAAUUUUGGUCGAGUCACCACAUCCGCCAAAACUGCCUGAUGCCAAUUGGUUGGUGAUGGUUAGAAAGAUCCAUAUCGAGAGAAUUCGUGCGACAUCAACGGUGCAGAUCAUCUACGAGGAAUCAUGUAUGGAACGAGUACGAAAGAAGCAAAUGAGUUGAUUGAUGCCACAACUGCCAGAACAGCUGGAUUCUGUCUGAGCCAGAACCGCCAGACCCUAGUAUAUUUGCGAAAGAUCCGGCCACAAAUCCACCAUCUCCAAAACCUCCGGACGCGGGCACACAUAGUAUGAGCCGUCCACAGUCGCCAGCAGCUGUUCGCCUCUUGGUCGGGAACAAGUUCAUCUCAAUUGAGCGGGAGAGAAUGAUCUAGAUAAACUAAGGGUAAUGUGUGAGUUGGGUCACAUUCUAACCCUACUGGAUUAGACCAAUAAUAAUUCUAGUAAGUGGGAGAAAGGAAUUAAAAAGUGGGUUGGUUUAAUUUCUAUUUCAAGUGAGCCUCUCCAAUUUAAUCGGGCUCAUGGACCAAUGGUUCCUUUCGAGGGUACUUGGUGUGUGAAGGGCAUCGUUGCGGGUAAGGGAGUCCAAGCUACACAAUGCUUAUUGUUAGAAACAGUGCAAAGAUGAAGAAGGAUGAUGGGAUUCAUGAGGCAAAACUGUUUGAUACAAAUGAACUCGGCUUAAAUGCAGUCGCUGGGUUUGGAAUUGAGGCUCUACUUGCCAUUCUCAAUCACCAAUUUGCUGCAGAAAAUGAUAAUGUCCGUGCACAGCAGUGGGUGGGAAAGACAUUUUCCAUAACUUCCAAUGAGCAUGGACACAAUAUGGGUAUUCUGAACUGCUCACAAAUACUCUGAUCCCAUUUGGAUGACAGAAACUGAUAAUUGUCACUCAAAGGUAGUAGGUGUGAGUUUCCAACAGUGGAACUCCGGGAAUAAUUGUCUUAUUCUGAACUACUCCUGCACAAGAAAAGCUUUUGGGAGAAUUCUAUUAGUUGGCACAAGAGGCAUUCAAGCAGGGUUUGAAUUGCAAUGGAACUUUGCUAUUGUCCUAGUUGCUGCCUUUUGGUGCGUUGUAUCAGUAGUUGUCUUGCUAAAAUUGUUCAUGUCCAAUUCCUUUGGGGACUCGCGAGCUGCUCAGUCAUGACAUGAUAAAAUGUAUUCAAGUCACUUUCUUAUCUCAGCCAUGAGGACAAUGCUAUUUUUCUAGCUGCCGGUAGUGAUAGGACACUGGUUUUGGGCCUUAGUCCAAUAGAGAGGCGGGAUAGGGAAAUAGGACUGACGUGACAAUAAUCUGGUAGCAAGGGAAGCAUUAUAAGUGUUAAAAGAGGGGAGAGUGGGGAUCAUUGAGACUUAUGUUAAGAAAUUGUUUAGGGUUAUUUUGAGGUCCAACCUUGCACCUCUGGAUUUUGGAGUUCUUCAUGUCUAAAGAAGCCACAUGGCAAUGUGAGAGUAGGUUCAGGUAAUGCAGCCAGUUCUCAUGCCACUAACAUAUUCUUAGUCGUGGAGAAGUUUCGGACUAGAUUCUACAUUGCAGGACAAUGGGAAAAACGGAAGUGUUUUGGGGUUUGUCCAUAAGAAAUUGUCUUCAUUAUUCUGAAUAAACCCUUGUGUAAGGUGGAGGACUAUCUUCCCUCGUCCUUCUGUUUCCCCUAAAAGGCCUGUCAUCUCUUCCUCUCCUAACACCUAAACAAAGUCUAAGUGUUAUGAGUCUCACGUCGGACAAUAUAUGAUUUGAACGUGUUCUUAUAAGUGAGGACAAUCUUCACCCUACAAGCCGGUUUUUAGGGUUGAGUUAGGCCCAAUCAUAUUUCUUAACAUUAAGGUAUAAAACCAAGCUAAUGAGAGUGAACCUGAAACACAUGUGAAUCAAAAUAGUCUUAUAAGGCGGGGAUUUCCAAUGGUCACCGCAUUGAUUAUUGUGCCAAUUUUACCGCAUGAGGUAGGGUUAACACACUAGUGGAAACAACAUAGGUUAGAUCUCUAUAGCUUUGAAAGUUGCUUACAGAGCUCUUGGUUGCAGCAGCAGCAGCAGCUAGAUGGUAUAUGAUUGGAAUGGCAAUAAUUGAAUUCGGAUUUGUAAUACGAUGGUAUAUGAAAAAGUAUGAAUCACAGUAGAUAGCAAUAGUACAACUUUACAGGCUGUACAUUAAAAAUAUGAUACUUCAUAAACUGUUUUGGAUUUAAAAUUUAUGACUUGCAGCUUUCACCCUUAAUGGUUUAUAAGAAGUUGAACCCUUAAUGGUUUAUAAGAAGUUGAAAAUUAUAUAUGAGGUUUGUUUUGAGUGCACUCCUUGCCGAAUGUACGGAAGGAAUACUGAUACAGGGAAUAUUGUAGUUAAAAAUACUUUAAAGUGGCAUUGUAUAAGGUAUCUAUCACAUGGAUUUGAGGUUCUAGUCAUGAACCUAAUGGUGGCAUUACUAUUCUUAGAGAGAAUUCAAGCUGAAAUCGCGUGGAAGUAUGAGAUUCCAGAGAUGAAGCAUUAGAAUUGGGGGCACUUUUUUGUUGUGUUGAAGUUGGUUAGUAUUGACUCAUAGCCAGAAAGUUUAGAAAGAUUUAAUCCCUAACCUGAUGAUUUGAAUUAGGUUACUAAAAUUGUCAUUAUAAUGAAAUUCUAAUGUGAACUAAUGUGGUUCAGCGUAGCUGUGCGAGUCGAGAAAUGUGGGGAUGGAAGAAACUUUGAAGUCCUGCUUGAAAAUGAUGGAUUUGUACUCAAUGUGAUGGUUUCAUAAGAGACAUUAUAUCAUAUAGACUAUUACUCGAAUUAAAAAUAUAGUCCUUUUUGUCUUGUUACAACUUGGUAUUUUUGUUGUAGUGAGUUGUUUGAAUAUCCACAAAAUGAUUGAAAAUGCUAAA
Lathyrus oleraceus (garden pea) is the source of this 6293-nucleotide messenger RNA. RefSeq names its product pentatricopeptide repeat-containing protein At2g35030, mitochondrial. The coding region runs from base 122 to 2011 and encodes 629 amino acids. The record is from RefSeq and is a predicted model, not a curated record. Gene Ontology annotation, molecular function: RNA binding; protein binding. Lineage: Eukaryota; Viridiplantae; Streptophyta; Magnoliopsida; Fabales; Fabaceae. The transcript is spliced from 3 exons. Gene Ontology annotation, biological process: RNA modification.